UUUACUUGGUCAAUUUGUUUCCUUGUAGAAGUCUAACAAUGGCUUCUUUCGAUGAGCAAAGCAAGGCGCAUAUCAAGGCCAGCUCUUGGAGUACAACACAAAGCCCUAAAAUGCAAGAGCUAGAUAAACAAAAACAAGUUGUUGAUGAUGAAAAGGAUUUGGUAGUAAAACCAAAUUACAACAUUAACACAAAUGGAAAAAGAGUUUAUGUGGAUGAUAACUUUGUUUUCCCACCAGGUUAUCGUUUUUGUCCACAUGAUGAAGAACUUAUUAUUCAUUACCUUAAGAAGAAAGUAAUGAAUGAACUUUUGCCCCAUGACAAAAUCAAGGAGGUUAAUCUUUAUAAGCAUAGUCCUCAGGAGCUUUCAGAGAACUAUUCAAUGCUCGGAGAAAGGGAAUGGUACUUCUUCACUCCAAGGAAUAGGAAAUAUCCUAAUGGCGAUAGGCCAAAUCGUGCUGCUGGAACAGGCUAUUGGAAGGCUACUGGAGCUGACAAACCUAUUAAGCACAACAAUGUUAAAGUUGGAUUCCGAAAGGCGUUGGUUUUUUACGAAGGAAAGCCUCCCAAAGGCGAUAAAACAAACUGGAUUAUGCAUGAAUUUAGAGUGAAUGAAUCACGCAGGCUCAAAUCGCAUGCAUCUGACAUGAGGCUCGAUGAUUGGGUUCUAUGUAGAAUUUACAAGAAAGUUGACAAGUCAUUCAAAGCUUCUCGGAAGGAUGAACAUGUGGAAGUAGAUGCUACCAGAAGUUGUUCUUCGGUAGGUAAGGUGAAAAACUGCGACUAUGAAGGAAUUAUGGAUUCAUGUGGAGAACUUGCAAGACAACACUUCGAGCUUCCUCAUCAAUAUGAUAUCACUCUUGACGAUCCAAAUUUUAUGCCAGAUUAUUUUUCCCAUUAUGGAGCAAGAUCAUCAAACUAUGGAAUGUAUUUUAAACCAUCAUUUUCUCCUGGAAAUAUGUAUGUUUGGGAUCACAAAGGAUAUCAAGAAAACAACUAUUUGCCUGUUCAUUUCGAUUUCAACAACUUCUGUCAGGAUCCUUGUGAAAAUAUAGGUGAAAUUGAAUCUCACAUUGUUCUGAAUAAUGAUGUGAAUAAUGGUGUUCUUGAUGUUGUUGAUGAGAACUCAUCCAUCGAUAAAGAAUGAUUUUUUCCUAUCGAUCGUCCGUAAAGAAUAGGGCUCUAUAUAUUAAGAUCUUAGUGAUAGCUAGUUGAUUAGCUUAGUUCCACUGUUUUUAAAAGUUGGUUUGAACAUUUCACUCAUUAAAUAUAAUUACUAGUAUUGUAAUAUCA
This is a messenger RNA of Capsicum annuum, 1291 nucleotides long. Its product is annotated as NAC domain-containing protein 72-like. NCBI's taxonomy places the organism in Eukaryota, Viridiplantae, Streptophyta, Magnoliopsida, Solanales, Solanaceae. The transcript is spliced from 3 exons. Gene Ontology annotation, molecular function: DNA binding. Bases 39 to 1145 code for a protein of 368 amino acids. Gene Ontology annotation, biological process: regulation of DNA-templated transcription. The record is from RefSeq and is a predicted model, not a curated record.